Effrenium voratum is the source of this 1142-nucleotide messenger RNA. Lineage: Eukaryota; Dinophyceae; Suessiales; Symbiodiniaceae. The record is from the annotation of a GenBank genome assembly.
AGCACAACAUACAUUUAUUUGCCGCCAUGAACGCCUGGCUGGUUCGGGCAUUUACACUGCUUGGUUUUGCGGCUCCCCUUGGCGUAAUUAUCCUGCUUCACGAGGACUUGAGCCUCCAAGCUGCCUUUGUGGCGCUGUGCUGCGGUAUUGGCCUUGCUGCUGGUGUGGAGUCUUGCUGUAAGGCACAAGCCCCGGAGACUCUGCUGCCACAGGCGAACUUCAACGCAUGCCGCUUCAAGGAGGAUCUCGGCCUCGACUACGAUGAGCGCACUUUGCUCAACGACCACGUUACGGAAUACAAGUAUUUGGCCCUUUUGCUCUUCUUGAUACGUUUUGCGGUGAACAUCAAGGCACUGUUACGGAACACACUGGCGGUUUGCACAGAGGAGCUUCCGGUGACCGUGGGGAGUGUCGCCCGUGUCUUGGAAGCAGGGAUCUUCUUGGAGCACUUUUGCAAGCUGCCCUGUGAGCUCCUCAGCUGCUUGCGUGGUGCCAGCCCGUGCAACAGUAUCAGCACGGUCAAAACCUUGGCCGGUUUCUCUUCCAUGAGAUUUCUCAGGUUUCUGAACAAACGUCACAUUCUCGGCGCCUUGCGAAAGAUUGCCGCUGACCCGAACAUCUUCAAAGGUUGCUACUUGGUGAUCAUCGGCCUGCUGUAUAGCCUCGUCCUGGCUGGCUUCGGCCUGGCAGUGCUUUUGAGCAAGCUGCGGGGCCUUGAUGUGCAGGCAAUGGAAGCUGCCGGAGUUGAGGGACUCUUCCAGGAGGCCUUCCAAGCGCUUCAGCUGGGGUUUGGCGCCUUCAUGGGCACGAAGCUCAUGCAGCUGGUGGGGUUCACCAACCAGGUGGCUUCUGCCAUGGCCAUCCAAGAGGAGGAGCUGCAGAGGAUGCUGAGCUUCCUUUUGGGCGAUCGCGAUGGCCUCAAAGCCAAGCACUUCAUGGAUCAAGUCAUGCUGAACUUCAUGAAGCUGCCCCGGUGGCGCAGCCGCCUUGUGGCCAUGAUUACCUUUGACGCAGGCGGCUUGCAGAGACUGGUCCGAGCGCGGCCGCAAUCUUGAGGGCCCAGCCAACGUUGCUGGCCACAUGCGUAAAGAGCUAUUUGGAGCUCUUGCGGCCGAAGGCAGUGGAAGACUCGACGUGUUUCA